AUGAGGUUCACAGAUAUCAAUUAUAUGUUACAAGUACUGAUACAUAAAUUGGGGACAAGUGUAUGUGUCUUUCUUUUGUUGUGUAACAACAAUGUUGCAUACGGUUUAUUUCAACCAGGAAAAGAAUAUACAUACUCUUAUAAUGCACUUUCAAGUUCUGGCGUUUUAUUGCCAUCUGAGGCAGCAUCUUCUUGGGGCUUUCAUGGAAAACUUGUAAUCCAAGCAGAAGAAAAUGUAGCUACAAUGCAGUUAGAGUCAUUAAAAAUGACUAUUUGGAAUGGUAAGAUGCAGGAGAAGAGAGAAGAUCAAGAUACUACCGAUGAUAUAGCUGAUCUUCUGAAACCAUUUCAAAUUACGUAUGGGAAUGGUCUUGCCGAAAAUUUCAGCACAGAAGCUACAUCCCCAUGGUCUGUAAAUAUAAAACGGAGUAUAUCAGGAAUUUUCCAAUUAGAUCUUCCUAAUUUAGAGAAGGAAGUAGCUUUUCAUUCGACUGAAAGAAACCAUUAUGGUGAAUGUAACAUGGAAUAUGUUGCUAAUCCUGAAGAAGAAGAUCAAUGGGUGAUAAGAAAAUUUGUAGAUCCUCGAACAUGUUUUGGUCAUCCUCAUCACACAUGGUCUAAUGUUCCUAAAAUGCAGUGUCCUAAUGCCGAUCAAAAUGCAAUAUUAAAAUCUAGUGAACGAUUGUACAAAGUUAAGGUAAAAGAAUCCUUAAACGAAAUUUUAUUUGUCAAUGCUACUGGGGGAAUAUAUGUUCAACCUUUUCAAAGUUUUGGAGAAGCACAAUUUCAUUUUACAAGGCAAAUCUUUAAGUUAAUUUCUGUGAAAGAUAUAGUUAAUAAAAUACCUACGCAAAAUUUAGUCCCUAAAGUUUUGCAACAUGAACUUCCAGAUUUUGAUCUUACCCAAGGUAGAGGUACACCUGACAAAAUUACUGUUCUAAAAUCUAUAGGAACUUUAUUAGAUAGAUUAAGCCAGAGACUUGAAAACCCUGGUUUGGACACAGAGACUGAUAAUUUACACAACACAACAAUUUCGAUUUUAUUCUAUUAUCUUCAGAUGCUAGAUAUUGUUGAUUUACGUGCUGCAUAUACUAAAAUUUCAGGAACAAGUUACAAAGAAGAAACAGUACGGAAUAUGUUUCUUGAAGCUCUUCCGCAAAUUGGUACAAAAGAAGCUGCAUUAUUCAUCCUAGAAUUAAUACAAGAUAAAAAAGUAUCAGACAUGUCUGCGAUCCAACUUCUUACUCAGUUACCGUUUCAUGUCCGAAAGCCUGAUGUUCAAUUAUUAGUAAAUCUACAGACACUUCUAAAUCUACCAGAAAAGAUUUCUGCUGAAGUCCAAAAUACUGCUAUUCUUACAUAUGGGACACUGAUCUACAAAACAUGUUUAUUGUAUUGUCCGUAUGAAAUGUUAGAUGAUUAUGUACGGCUAUACUUGGAUAAAUUUACAGAGUCACAGAAGUACGAGAAGAAAAUGAUUUGGCUCGAGGGAUUAGCAAACAUACAAUUAGGACGAGUCGUUGAAUUUUUAGAACCUAUUGCAAGUGGUAAUAACGCAGAAUCACGUCAUUUUCGGGUUCUUGCUGCCUGGGCAUCACUUCCAACAGCUCCGCUGAGACCUGAUGUUAUAUAUCCAGUCUAUUGGCCAAUUUUAAUAAAUAGAACUGAGCAUUUAGAAAUAAGAGUGGCUGCAUUAACGUUACUGAUUGUUUCUAGUCCUACGCCAAGCAGAUUGAUAUCAUUAUAUUGGUAUAUGCAAAAUGAACCCAAUCAGCAUUUGUAUAAUUAUUUUUAUACUACUUUAAAAUCCAUGGAACGAACCACGUAUCCUUGUUACGUUCAUAUAGGUGUUAUAGCUGCACAAUUUACACGAGUACUUCAUCGAUCUCCGAAAAAUCAGUAUUUAAUUACUGGUAAUUAUUUAUUUGACUAUCAAGAUACAUAUAGGAAGUUUGGAGCAAUGAUAGAUGGUAUUGUCAUUGCCAAUCCUUUGACAAACAUACCUGAGGUUUUAUAUGUGACCCUCAACACCUAUGGAAGUGCAAUUAAUAUAAAUCAUUUAUCUUUGUACAUAAAAGGUGAAGGCCUUCUACAGUCAUUAUCAACAUAUCUUGAUGGUCCGUCUCAAGUUAAGGAUAUAUUAAAGCAAUUCAAAGUGGAUCAGAAGGAAACUAAUCAUGUACACUUAGAAGUAAUUGCUCGUAUUCAAGAGAAAACAGUUCUAUGUCUUCAUUUAAACGAAACAAAUAUUGUAUCAGGAUUUAAGUAUCUCUCAUCUUUACCGAGUAAACUGUAUCAUAUAUAUCAAAACGUAGAAUUUCAUGUUAAUCAACAACGUAUCAACGUACCUGUGACACUAGAAUCGAUGCAAGUCACAGAUUUAGGAGCAAAUGCUAGAAUUGCAGUGACCACUACAUCGUUAUUCUCAAUGAGAGGAAAUUUUACACAUGUUACAAUUGGUCGUAAUAAUCAUGUCAUACUACGAACGUCCAUUCAUAGGUCAGAAGUAAUUGAAAAUUAUAAUCCUUUAAUAAAUGUAUGGCAUAGUGCAGAAAGGGCACAUUCCAUUCACGCGUAUGUACCAGUCAAUAUUACACUUGGAUUUGAAGAUCGACCCUUUAUUUCCUAUAAUACUCCUGAAGAUCAUCUUAAAAUGGGUCUCACAGUUCAUGCCAGAACAUCUACGAAUAUAAGGGGUGCAAAUGUUGAAUCAAAAUUACAAAAACUAUGUCCCAAUUGCACCCAAUUGUAUAUAGUUAACAAAUCACCGACAUAUAAACCAGAAGAUGUACAGCUGCUUCAAGUUGAGUUAACAGAAUUGGGAGGCCAAGUAUGCUUGAAAUUAUUUGACUGUGAAGCUAUAAUAUCACGAGAGAAAUUAAUUCGUGAUGUAUUUUCGUCACAUCAAGCUAAUUAUCCUAUUUGGCCAUUUCUGCAGUUUGCUUUAACAGCACUUCAUUUCUUAGAUUACUACACAUACGUUCCACCAAAAGGUAGUUGUGGUUUAGCUGCUUAUAUUAGUACAAUUGAUACAAAACGAACUCAAGUAAGGUUUGAAUAUAUCAAAGGUCCAAGUCAUCAUACGUUUUCCUUAACACGUCGCAGUGCUGAAACAUCAGAGAUUCUUCAGCAGUGGAAUUUAGCUGGACUUUACGAGGCUACGAGUUGGAUCUCUGACAUGAUGAAAGUUAAAGCGACUAAAGUAGUACCAGGACAAAAAGUUUUUAAGUUUUGCUUAGAAGCAGAAAAAGAGAUACCUUGGGAGUGGGACUUCCUUAGUAUUAAACCAAGUGAACCAGCUAGAAUAGUAUUAAAUGCUGUUUGGGGACUUGCCGAUACAGCAAAAGGUAAAUGUGCCGGGUCUACGGUAACAUUGAAUUUACUCGGUGAAAUCAGUAAUGAUCAACUAGAAAAAGCUAAAGAAACACAAUGGCCAUAUGGGGAAUGUCGAGAGCAAUCUAAGGGAAAGCAGUUCACACCAUUCUCUGAUGCAUGCUACGAAGCUUCGAGGGAGUUAUCAACUUUAAGAAAAUACCAAAUCACUGCAAUACAUGAAAAUUUGCCAGAAAGCUUAAUGAGAUUAGCUUGGAAAUUCCGUGCCUUUUAUGAUUUAAUCGGCGGAAACAGUAGUUGGAGCUCGUUGUCUAAGGAAUUUGUUGUGACUGCGACAUUUCCGAAUGAAUCAGAAAUUGGUGAAUUGUCACUUAACAACGAUAAAGUGGCUAUCGAAUAUAAUUAUUAUUUUAUCGACACAUUCUUAACAAGAACUAGAAUUCACAAAUACAUGGACUGGUCGUUUGUGAAAGCAUUUUUCAGCACAUGUAUUGUGACACCGGAGAUUAUAAGAUCAACUCACAACGUGAAUUAUUCGUUCCGCAACAAACAUGAGGUAUUGUUAUUUGGACAGUGCUACAAUGAGAAUCCAAAAUAUGCACUAUCGGCACGCAAUGAUUUAUAUGGCGUUAAUAUCAAUGUCUAUGAUGAAAUAGAUACUGUACGAAUUAUACCUAAUGAGAUUGGAGGAACUUUGUAUAAUAAUACGAUAUAUAUUCCAUUACCACAAAGCUAUAUGUUCCACACCCUGGGUUCUAAAAAGGUAAGAUUGGAUACAAAUACGAUUGAUAUGAUAGUUCCUAAUCUGUCUUUAUAUAUACAUUGGAGUCAAGAACAGAUUCUUUUAUUCUUCCCAACUUAUUUACUAGAAUUUAGUUGUGGUAUAUGUACGCUACAAACUCCUAAUACUAAUAAUUUAUAUGAAAAAUUGUAA
Messenger RNA from Dufourea novaeangliae, 4266 nucleotides. RefSeq names its product vitellogenin-3-like. Gene Ontology annotation, molecular function: lipid carrier activity. NCBI's taxonomy places the organism in Eukaryota, Metazoa, Arthropoda, Insecta, Hymenoptera, Halictidae. The transcript is spliced from 22 exons. The record is from RefSeq and is a predicted model, not a curated record. Gene Ontology annotation, biological process: lipid transport. The coding region runs from base 1 to 4266 and encodes 1421 amino acids.